Molecule: messenger RNA, 1125 nt
Organism: Laccaria bicolor S238N-H82
Lineage: Eukaryota; Fungi; Basidiomycota; Agaricomycetes; Agaricales; Hydnangiaceae
Exons: 8
Coding region: 1-1125 (374 amino acids)
Source: RefSeq, a predicted model, not a curated record
AUGACUGUGUCCGCGGAGGUCCUGGAUGCAGUGGUGCGUGUGUUGUUGUUGGAGGAUGGGCCCCGGGCUCUUGAGUAUCAACAGAUGGAUGCGCAGGAAAGGGGGAAUGUCCGCAUGCUGUCGUGUUAUCGCCGGAAUUCUCUUGAGCGGUUAAAUUUUGGUCACCCCCUUUCUCAGCGUGACCCUCCUCUACUUGAGGAUGACCGGCCCAAGCCGUUCCCGUUUGGUAGGGAUGAGGAUACGCUGGAUACGGGGGAGGGUGGUGCAGACGCAGGUGGUGCUUCAACUUUCAAGCGACUUGUUUUAGAACAACUGGAACUAAAUGGAACAGGAUUGAAUUACCUUGAUGAGCUUCCCAUCGCUAACGUUGAGCUCAUAUACCCCUCGAGUUUCACACAGAGAUGGGCACUGGUAGUCUUCCCAAUCCCAGGAGAUCGAAACAGCCCGGAACACGUUCAUACGGUUGUUUCCCGGCUUUUUGAAACUAGAAUCCCAGGACGAUGUAAUCCAUUUCACUUGAUGGCUGUACCCGCACAAGCAGUAGGCAACACCGCAAACAUCGCAAGAUCCUCAUCCGUAUAUGUAGGCAACAGCGUCAUCGCCACAAAAACACUCAGCGUCGUCGGAGGCCAGGGGAAAGAUGCGUUGGAUGAGGUGGGGAUGGUGGAUGGUGUUCCGGUUUGCCAUGUGAAUGUCAGCCUCGUUCGUAAUGGAGGGGAAGAGGGAAAGAAAGACCAACCUGUCAACUCCAAGAAAACCGAUUACCAAGCGCGUCAAAUCGAGCCUCUAUACAAUUCUCACUACAACUCGCCCAAUCAUCCACGACUUCUACAAUGGUAUCGUGCUUCAAAAUCCUCCGUUUCCACCGCCAAUAACGAGAACCUUCUUAUGGUUCAGAUCGCUCGGGAGGAGGAGAUUGGUGGUCAUCAACAUCUCUUGGUAUCUGAAUGUGCAGGUCAUUUUUGCCUACUCAGAGCUGGACACAAAAAGCUCACUUACGAAAAUUCAGGUAGCACCAUCAACAACAAAAAUGUUUCUAUCCGCACGCUCGUCAUCAUGAAUGGUUCAGAGGGGAAGGAGGAGGUAAAAGUGUUGCGUGAGCCGUUGAAGAAGAACGAGAAAUGA